Molecule: messenger RNA, 678 nt
Organism: Microthlaspi erraticum
Lineage: Eukaryota; Viridiplantae; Streptophyta; Magnoliopsida; Brassicales; Brassicaceae
Source: the annotation of a GenBank genome assembly
AUGAAAUCAGCUAAACCUCCGAAUCUCCCUGAUAAAUCUCUUAAACCCAAUUUCUUCUACGGCCACCGUAAGCCGUCGCGUAACCGUCCCGUCGUCUACGGUGGUCUCUUCUCCAAUCGCUCCAAUCGCCAAUCUCUCUCCCAGGAUUCACCCCAACCGCAAUCCAACUCCGUCGUCGGCCGAACGACUUUCGAUCUCCGCAAAUGGGACCCAGAAACCCAUCUCCCUUCGGAAAGAGCUCCACCUUCGUCUCCUCCUUCCACGGUGAUCUCCGCCGCCUCCGAACGCCUCUCCCCAAUCGCGAGGUUCGUCCUCGACGCUUUCCGGAAGAAUCGUAACCACUGGGGUCCCUCUGUGGUCUCUGAGCUCAACAAACUCCGCCGCGUCACGCCGAGCAUCGUCGCCGAGGUUCUGAAAACAGGAAACGACGCUGCAGUCGCCGCCAAGUUCUUCCACUGGGCCGGUAAGCAAAAGGGGUAUAAACACGAUUUCUCCUCUUACAACGCCUUUGCCUAUUGCCUUAAUCGAACCGGAAACUUCCGCGCCGCCGAUCAGUUGCCGGAGCUGAUGGAUUCUCAAGGAAGACCUCCAUCGGAGAAACAAUUCGAGAUUCUGAUCAGAAUGCAUUCGGAUAACAAGAGAGGGUUAAGAGUUUAUUUUACGUUUAUGAGAAGAUGA